Molecule: messenger RNA, 3266 nt
Organism: Protobothrops mucrosquamatus (brown spotted pit viper)
Lineage: Eukaryota; Metazoa; Chordata; Lepidosauria; Squamata; Viperidae
Gene: VAPA
Product: VAMP associated protein A
Exons: 8
Coding region: 67-981 (304 amino acids)
Biological process (GO): neuron projection development
Cellular component (GO): endoplasmic reticulum membrane; plasma membrane
Molecular function (GO): FFAT motif binding
Source: RefSeq, a predicted model, not a curated record
GGCGGAACGUCCUCCCCCCUGCCCGCCCUCUGCUUCCUCCUGGAGCGAGCGAACGUGUGAGCAGCGAUGGCGGCCGCCGGAGUCCUGGCCAAGCACGAGCAGAUCCUGGUGCUCGAUCCGCCCACCGACCUAAAAUUCAAAGGUCCUUUUACAGAUGUAGUCACCACGAAUCUUAAACUACGAAACCCAUCAGACAGAAAAAUAUGCUUUAAAGUAAAAACUACAGCACCUCGUCGAUACUGUGUGCGGCCAAAUAGUGGAAUUAUUGACCCAGGAACUGCAGUAACUGUAUCCGUUAUGUUACAGCCUUUUGAUUAUGAUCCAAAUGAGAAGAGUAAACAUAAGUUUAUGGUACAGACGAUCUUUGCCCCUACAAACAUUACAGAUAUGGAAGCAGUGUGGAAGGAUGCAAAAUCUGAGGAAUUAAUGGACUCCAAAUUGAGAUGUGUAUUUGAAAUGCCUAAUGAAAAUGAUAAGCUGGUUUUAUCUUCAUCAAGAUCUGUAUACAUAACUCCAGCCAACAGAAACUUUCUUCAGGAGCCUGCAAAUAAUAGACAGAAGAUUGACAUGAUGGAACCAGGCAGUGAGGUCAAACACAAGAUGGAUCAGCAUGAAGGAGCAGAAUACAACAAAAGAUUAUUAAGUAAGAAUGAAAUAGAAACAAAUAAAUCUGCUCCAAUACUGAACACAACAAAACAAGAUGGUCCGUUGCCAAAAUCACAUAGUGUUUCACUUAAUGACACUGAAACAAGGAAGCUAGUGGAAGAAUGCAAAAGACUUCAGGCAGAUGUUGUGAAACUAUCAGAGGACAAUAGACAUCUGAGAGAUGAAGGCUUGAGGCUGAGAAAGGUGGCACACUCAGAUAAACCUGGACCAUCAGGCUUGGCCCUCCGAGAUAAUGGCUCCAACCCUCUUCCUUCACUCCUUGUUGUAAUUGCAGCCAUUUUCAUUGGAUUCUUUUUAGGGAAAUUCAUCUUGUAGAAAGGGAGAGAGAGAAGAGAGAGAGAGAGAGAAGCAUGCAGAAUGCUGCUUCCUUUUUUUUCUUGGCCAGAAAAAAACCCCUACCACUUCAUUGGUAGUAUGGCCAAAGUGACCAUUUUUGUGUACAGCAUCAUACAGGCUUUGCCUCUAAUGAUCUUGCACGGUUAGACAACACGAUAAAAAGACAAACUGUUCGGCUGCUGGACAAAAUUGUAUAUUAAUUCAUUAAUAGCAGGUGUCAGUUGCACAUUCAGUCCUUUAUGAAAACUCAUAAAUAAAGAAUUGUUCUUUCUUUUUGUGGUUUUAAUAAGAGUUAAAAUUGUUCAAAGUCUUGUAAAUGUUAUUUUAAUAAUCCUUUUCAAAUUUUAUCUGUUAUUCUUGCCUCUUGGAAAGAAUGAUUAUUAGAAUGCUAAUUCGCUUGUUCAGGAAAAUGGUGAGGCAUUCUGUGGGGAAAUGUUCCUCUUAGUGUAUACAUUUUUUUCCCUUCACCUUACUUUGCUGAUAUCAUGGCAGAAUUUCUUACCCUUGUGAGGUGGUUGUGGAAGAAAAAAAAUAAUCAUCUUGACAGCCCUGUCCCAUGGUAUUUAACAAACAAAAUAAUAAAACUGUUAACAGACUUUCUGAUGGGUAGCUUGUUUCUGUGAAUUGUUCUUUUAGAAAGAUUUUACAACAUGUGCUAUACACAGCCUUCUUCUUGUCACAGAUUUAUAUUGUUCACUAGUUGUGGCUUAGACUGGUGCCAAUGAAGCUUCAGAAGAAAUGUAGCAGUUUCCAUAUUGUGCAGCAGCAGCUGUAAAAUUACCUGGCUUUUUAGGAAAAGAUCAGAAUUUGAUUUGUUUUGGGACAUGGGACACAUAACUUUAAAUUUACUUUUUAGAAAUAGUAUUUUGGGUUUUCAGAUACUUCUGUUGUAUCACUGAUAUUCCUUUAAAUUUAUGGAAUCAAUUGUAUCUUGUUAUUAGGCCAAGUGUCCACAGAAGAACAUUCCCUAUAAUGUUUCCAAAUAACCCAAAGCUAAUACUGAUUGAGAAAAUGUUAAUCAUUUAGUUUUGUGAAGAAAUUAAGCUUUGUUCAGCAAAUAACUUUGCACAGCUGCCUGUUAGCUAUGCAUAUUUUAAUUCUAUAAAAUUCAUUUUAUUUGGUCUGAACAUUUUUUUCUGCACUUAAUCUUGUGAUUUAAUUUCUGGUCUUCACGUCAUUAAAUAGAUGAUUUUGAAAGCACAAUACAGCUGUUCGACAUAAUCCAUCAUAAGAAAGUAUUUGAAAUUGAUAUUUUGGAAGGCUUGUAAGCAGAAUUUUGUAUGUCCUUGCAUAUAAUGAAGCACUGCUAUGUAGAUUUUACGUAGCUGAGAACUGUUCUAGGAAAAAUAUAAAUCUUCUUGGUUGCCUUUGAUUUUUAAUGCUUUUUUUAAUGGAAGAGCUACUUAUGUCACAUACCAUCACAAUUCGCUGUGAUAAACUUUUACAAACAUCUUGCAAUUUACGAAGAUGAUGAUGAACAAAUUACUUGCCUGAUGUUUCACUUAAAAGCAUGCAAAUACAGUUACUCUUCUUGUUUUCUGGUAUCUGCAUUCUGACUGUGGUGACUUGAAGAAGCGUGCUCAUAUCCAGUUCUCACUUAAUUGGUUCUAAAAUCAGUAGUACUGUUCAUACUCUAUUGUAUAACUGGUACAUCAGGAGAAAGCAUUUAUUCCUUGAAGGAAGUUGAUCACUGGAAGAGAUUACAAGGAAGAUUUAUGUACAGGCUAUACGUUCUAGAUACGUUUUGAUAUUUCUGUGAAAGAAGAAAGCUUCAAAGAUAUGUUCGCUGUUAAAGUAAACUAAAGCUACAAUGGUUUGCACUGGCUAAAAUACUUUAGAAUUUAUUAGCCUCAACUUAGAAUUUAUUACAGAUAGCCAGAACUGUGGUGAAACAUAGUAUGGGGAAGUAUUCUAACCUUUGCAGAUCUCUUGCCAAUAAAAUAAAAUAAAAUAAAGACAACAAUAACAAAAGCGUUCCACAGUUUAUAAUCUGAUGAUCAUAAAUUAGAAUUAAGGUCCUAAGCUGGGCCACUUAGCAAGACAAGGCUUUCAAAGACAAAUAUUAUGGAAUGGUUUAAUAAUUAUUGUAAGUAAAGUGAGAAAAUCCUGUUUGUGGAUGCGCUUCUAGUUUUUAAUAAUCUUUUCAUAACUGUAUAUAAAAUGUAAUGCUGAACUAUUUCACUCUCAGAAGUGAUUCUGAGUGAUACCAACUGUAUUUAGUGAAUUUAUGUAAUACGGAUUAAAUUGUCUGUUCCUGAAAUGGU